AUGGCCGAAAAGCACCUGCGCACCCACCCACCCACCGACGGGGCAAGCAGUCCCAUCCUGCAGGUGCAGGAGCUCGCCUUGCCUGACACCCUGAGCAUAGGGGAGAGCAGUGACCCGAGAGCCAGCAAUCCCGUAACACCCAGCCCAGGAACCAGUAACCCCCGUACCCGCCACCCCGAUCCACCUCCUUUUCCCGGCACGACCUCCCCAGCCCUUCCGUCCCGCUCCCCUCAGCAGACCCGUCCCGGUCGGGUCCAGGCGAACGGCGCUGCCGAGGGGCGGCCCGGCCACACGGCGUACCCGCCACCCGCGCUCCUGGCCGGCAGCCACUGCUGCCGUGCCGUGCCGCCUCUCCCGAUCCCUCUCCCAUUCCCAUUCCCAUUCCCGUUCCCGUCCCCUGCACCCCCGCACCUCCGCGGCCGCCGCCUCCCGCAGCCGCCCCACGCGGCACGUGCCGCUGCCCCGUUCCCGCCGCGCCUCGGCCCCACUCCGCCCCGCGCCUGCGCCGCCCCCGCCCCGCCCCGCGCUGCGCAGCGGAACGGGAAGGGCAGGGAAGGGGAAGGGGAAGGGAAGGAGCGGCGGCGGAAGUGGCCGGUGGCGGGGAUGGAGCUGGGAGGUGGCCGGAGCCGGUAA
This is a messenger RNA of Neopelma chrysocephalum (saffron-crested tyrant-manakin), 633 nucleotides long. RefSeq names its product vegetative cell wall protein gp1-like. The transcript has 2 exons. NCBI's taxonomy places the organism in Eukaryota, Metazoa, Chordata, Aves, Passeriformes, Pipridae. Bases 1 to 633 code for a protein of 210 amino acids. The record is from RefSeq and is a predicted model, not a curated record.